This is a messenger RNA of Spea bombifrons (plains spadefoot toad), 2907 nucleotides long. It is a transcript of the gene GALNT17, whose product is annotated as polypeptide N-acetylgalactosaminyltransferase 17. Gene Ontology annotation, cellular component: Golgi apparatus. The coding region runs from base 340 to 2136 and encodes 598 amino acids. Lineage: Eukaryota; Metazoa; Chordata; Amphibia; Anura; Pelobatidae. The record is from RefSeq and is a predicted model, not a curated record. The transcript has 12 exons.
GUUAUUAUUUAUCCUCUGUAAUAAGGAUAUCACAGGCUGCCCUGCUCUAGAGACAUAGCUACAUAUCAUUGAUGUUUCAAUGACAAACAGAAAUUGCUACAUUCUAUUUAUAUAUUGCAGGUGAAGGGUAGCUCUCCUUUUUUUUUUUUUCCAAAUGGCAAGCCUAUGUCUAUGUCUUUAUUCACCCAGCUCUCUACAGUCUAUGGCUAAAUGGGAGUAAAGAACUACUCUGUGUUCUUGUCGGCUUCUUAACAGGACCCACACUACACGAGUUGGAUGAUAAAUUAAGAAAUCCCUUAUACUCCAGAAGAGUCUGAAGACUGAAGACCGUGGAGUUUGAUGGCUUCUCUUAGACGUGUCAAAAUCUUGUUGGUCUUGAACCUAAUCGCAGUAGCUGGAUUUGUCCUGUUUUUGGCCAAGUGUAGACCUAUUACUGUGAAAGGUGGAGAAUCUUUCCAUGAAGUUCAUCCAAGGGCUGAGGUCAGCAACCUGACUACUCAUGGGGUCAAUCACAUUCAGGAGGCUGUACUGAAAAGGCUUUCCCAUUUAGAGGACAUAGUCUACAGACAACUAAAUGGUUUAUCCAAGUCCCUUGGACUUAUUGAAGGUUAUAGUGGCAGAGGAAAAGGUGGUCUUCCUUCCACCCUUACGCCUGAUGAAGCAGAAAAAGCCAAAGGGCCACAUGAAAAAUAUGGCUACAAUUCCUACCUCAGUGAGAAAAUUUCACUGGAUCGGUCUAUACCAGACUAUAGACCAACAAAGUGCAAAAAACUGAAGUAUCCCAAGGAACUUCCCCAAAUUUCAAUAAUUUUCAUCUUUGUCAAUGAAGCUCUCUCGGUGAUUUUGCGAUCAGUACACAGUGCAGUGAAUCACACCCCUGUCCACCUUCUAAAGGAAAUAAUUCUUGUGGAUGACAACAGCGAUGAAGAAGAGCUAAAGGGCCCUUUGGAAGAAUAUGUACAUAAGCGAUAUCCAGGAUUGGUUAAAGUGGUCAGAAACCAUAAGAGGGAAGGCUUGAUUCGAGCACGGAUAGAAGGCUGGAAAGUAGCCACUGGACAAAUCACUGGAUUUUUUGAUGCGCAUGUAGAAUUUACUGCGGGAUGGGCUGAGCCAGUUCUUUCUCGGAUACAAGAAAAUCGAAAGCGGGUUAUUUUACCUUCUAUAGACAAUAUCAAGCAAGAUACGUUUGAGGUUCAACGAUAUGAGAAUUCAGCCCAUGGAUAUAGUUGGGAACUUUGGUGCAUGUAUAUCAGCCCUCCUAAAGACUGGUGGGAUGCAGGAGAUCCAUCUCUUCCAAUCAGAACCCCAGCAAUGAUUGGCUGUUCAUUUGUAGUGAACAGGCAAUUCUUUGGAGAGAUUGGUCUGCUGGAUCCAGGAAUGGAUGUUUAUGGUGGAGAAAACAUUGAACUUGGCAUUAAGGUGUGGUUGUGUGGUGGAAGCAUGGAGGUCCUCCCGUGUUCAAGAGUUGCUCACAUAGAACGCAAACGAAAACCGUACAAUAAUAAUAUUGAUUUUUACACUAAGAGAAAUGCAUUGCGAGUAGCUGAGGUUUGGAUGGAUGAUUACAAAUCUCAUGUUUAUAUUGCUUGGAAUUUACCAUUAGAGAAUCCAGGAAUCGACAUUGGUGAUAUAUCAGAAAGAAUAGCUUUAAGAAAAAGCUUGAAGUGCAAGAACUUCCAGUGGUACUUAGACAAUGUUUAUCCAGAAAUGAGACGAUACAAUAACACCAUUGCAUACGGAGAGCUCCGGAACAACAAAGCAAAGGAUGUUUGUCUAGACCAAGGUCCACAGGAAAAUCAUACAGCAAUAAUGUACCCAUGUCAUGGCUGGGGGCCUCAGCUUGGGAGAUACACUAAAGAAGGCUAUCUUCACCUGGGGACCCUUGGAAGCACAGUACUCUUGCCUGAUACUCGCUGCCUAGUAGACAAUAAGAAAAGCAAAUUCCCACAACUGAUGGAUUGUGAUAAAGUGAAGAGCACACUUCACAAACGUUGGAGCUUUAUACAGAAUGGAGCAAUUAUGAAUAAAGGGACUGGACGCUGCUUAGAGGUUGAAAGUAGAAGCAAUGGUGGUAUUGACUUAAUCCUUCGAAGUUGCACAGGUCAAAGAUGGACAAUUAAAAACUUUAUCAAAUAGAGCCAGAACAUCUGUUAACUUUCAAGCUGCUGUAUUUGGAAGAAAAAGUACAUGUAAACCGCCUGUUUCCAAGAUGCACAAGGCAUUUCUACAGACAUUUGCCAGAAUUUUUAGAGGCAGAGGACAUGGCUUGAAUUGGUUGCGUAUUCCUUUACAUUGGAGCAGGUUCAGAUCAACGUAUUGCAGAAUUUAAUUCAAUAUCAUCCAUUAUGUUUAUUCCUGGAGGCUUUUAAGUGGCCAGUACAAUACCUUUUUUGCAUGCCUGUUUUUUUUUCCAACUACUUAUGUCUUUAAGGUUACAAAACAUUUCCCUUAAUGCCAAUGAAUAUUAGCACAAACAAGUAGUGUUAUGAAACACUUUUUUUUUUAGAAAACUGCGUGCCUAGCACACAGAGGGCUAAGCCCUAGCGAUCACACAAUGUGGACUUAACUGUAUGUAUUAAACAUUUUUUUAGCAUCUCAUGAAACUAAAGGAGAAAUGAAGUUUCUUAAAAGUUGAACAAAAUGGAUGUAGCCUGUUCCACUGCAAACUCAAUUUGUAAGAUCAUUUGCCUGCUAUUCUUUGGAAAAUGUGUAAUUCUUUAAUAAAAGCAAAACUCACAAUAAAUUUACAACAAAGUAUAGUAUAAUCAUUGUCACAUUGCCAUAUAAGCACUUUAGGUUUGUGGAAGUUGUUUUCUCUAUUCAGUUAUGUCAUGCCUGUAGACUACUGUUUCAAAUGAUUUAAAAAGCUUGACAAAUGUGUACUAUUAAUUAAAACGCCUAAACGUA